Messenger RNA from Lathyrus sativus (Indian pea), 414 nucleotides. NCBI's taxonomy places the organism in Eukaryota, Viridiplantae, Streptophyta, Magnoliopsida, Fabales, Fabaceae. The record is from the annotation of a GenBank genome assembly.
AUGCCAAGAGAUAGAACAAGUAGGUUUAAGGACAUGAAUGGAGAAGUGGUGCAUAAUUUAUUUGGUAUCAGCAGUUUCUCUGAGUACACAGUGGUUGAUGUAACACAUGUGGUUAAAAUUCGCCAUGAUUUUCCUCUUGAUAAGGCUUGCUUGCUCAGUUGUGGUGUUUCCACAGGGGUAGGGGCGGUGUGGAAAGUGACAGAUGUAGAAAAAGGGUCCACAGUUGCGGUUUUUGGCCUUGGUGCUGUUGGUUUAGCUGCGGAUGCUAACCAUGUCAUUCCCCAGACCAAUAUUGAUAACCUCUGCGCUCAAGGUGCUUGUUCUCAACCGUCUCAAGUGAUGCAACAUCAAGCUAAAGAAGCUGAUAUACAUGCACUUUCUGAACUAACGCGUGCUCUAGAUAAAAAGGUAUGA